Lachancea dasiensis is the source of this 1107-nucleotide messenger RNA. The record is from the annotation of a GenBank genome assembly. NCBI's taxonomy places the organism in Eukaryota, Fungi, Ascomycota, Saccharomycetes, Saccharomycetales, Saccharomycetaceae.
AUGUUGAGGUACCAUAUGCAAGGCUUUAGUGGGUAUGGCAUCCAAUACUCACCUUUUUUUGAUAAUAAGAUAGCUGUAGCUUCAGGUUCCAACUUUGGCCUAGUCGGAAACGGUAAAUUGUUCAUCUUAGACAUCGAUAACAAGGGUAGAAUGAUGGAAAGCAAAUCGUUCCUGACUCAGGAUGGGUUGUUCGAUGUGGCGUGGAAUGAACUGCACGAAAGCCAGGUCUUAGUGGCUCAAGGAGAUGGGACUUUGAGACUUUUUGAUAUAAUGCUCAAUGACUACCCCAUAGCUGUCUUUCACGAGCACAGUAAGGAGGUCCUAAGUUGCAAUUGGAACCUCAUCAAUAAGCACCUUUUUGUAAGCAGCUCAUGGGAUGGUUCAAUCAAGGUUUGGUCCCCGGCCCGAAGCUCGAGUUUGACUACUCUGGCACCUCGCCCUAAUAAUGCAGUGCAUAACAACCUUCACCCAUCAAAAAAUGUUCCUAUUUCUAGCCAAAAGCAGCACAAUGCGCUUACUAAAAACAAAAAAUGUAUAUACCAAGCCCAAUUCUCGCCCCACGACCCCAACUCUGUCAUGGGCUGCUGCAGUAAUUCCUAUGUUACGUUGUUCGACCUGCGACAACCGUCAAACUCUAACCAAUACAGCUUUCUAGCACAUGCCGGAAUGGAAACUCUGGCGUGCGAUUUCAAUAAGUACCGACCCUAUAUCGUGGCCACUGGUGGUGUCGAUAAUAUGAUUAAAAUCUGGGAUCUCCGAAUGGUAAGGAAAAUGAGCAUAAAUUCACGUCAACCCAUGAGCGUUAACGAAAUAGGUGGCCAUGACUUGCCCGUGCGCAAGCUUUCAUGGUCUCCUCAUCAUUCAGAUAUCUUACUUUCCACAUCCUACGAUAUGACUUGUAAAGUGUGGCACGACCUCAGUGUUGAAAACGGUAAACCAACGGGUAAAACUAACAGCGUAGACCCGGCUAAGGGAUGUCGGCUUGUGUUUCCUCACCACACUGAAUUUGUUUUUGGUGCUGACUGGAGCCUAUGGGGCCAACCAGGGUAUGUCGCUUCAACCUCCUGGGACGGAAAUGUUUGCGUAUGGUACGCAUUUAGUGGAUAA